This is a messenger RNA of Chironomus riparius, 806 nucleotides long. Lineage: Eukaryota; Metazoa; Arthropoda; Insecta; Diptera; Chironomidae. The record is from the annotation of a GenBank genome assembly.
GUGAAAAUGAAAUCAGAAUUAUUAAAGAUUUCAAUAUCACAAGGUUCAAAUUUGUGAAAUAUUAAAGUGAAAAACCAUAAAUGUAUAAAGUGAGAAAAAUGGUGUUCGGAAAAAUGUUUAUGAAAAUUCUUAGUAAGGACAAGAGGUCGAAGCAAAUCAGUAUUCUUAUUGUAGGUCUUAAUAAUAGUGGGAAAUCGACGAUUGUCAAUUAUUUCAAAAAUAAAGACGACCGAAAAUUUAUUUCCGUUCCAACGAUUGGAUUUAAUGUGGAGCAUUUUGAAAACCAAGGAGUUUCGUUUACUGCUUUUGACUUUUCGGGACAAGGGAGAUAUCGAAACUUAUGGGAACAUCACUUUAAAUCAUGCCAUGGCAUUGUGUUCGUGAUUGAUUCAUCUGAUAGAAUGCGCUUAGUUGUCGUGAAAGAUGAACUUGAAUUGUUGCUCCAGCAUCCCGAUAUUAAGAGACGUCGUGUUCCAAUUUUAUUGUUCGCAAAUAAAAUGGAUUGUAUUGAUGCAUUAUCAUCUGUUAAAAUUGCGGCCGGAUUAAAUCUUGAAAAGAUUGAAAAUAAACCAUGGCAAAUAUGCUCGUCUAACGCAUUAACAGGUGAAGGACUGUAUAAUGGUGUUCAAUGGCUUACAACACAAAUCCGAGAAUGUCAUCAGGAAAAAGAAGUUCACGAAUAAAUUGAUUAAUUACUUUAUUCCAUGCUUAGUUUUCAAAUGAUUAACUUUACUUAAUGUUAUCAUAGAAUGAACAGUAAUUAAAUUUAAUUGAUAUUAUUUUUAAUCCAGUUAUAAACACUUUAG